GAGAGAGAGAGAGAGAGAGAGAGAGUGUCGAUGAUUGGAUGAGGGUUUGUACUAAAACCUCUUUAGAAUUCUGUUGUUCUCAAGUUGCUGUCUGCUUAAGAAGGGCCUUAUUCAGUGCGGAUUUGGGGGCGCUAUCUGGAGAGCGUCCUUGCACAAGCUUGCUGCAGGAGGUGGUCUACCUGGUGAGCCAGGGCGCAGACCCUGAUGAGAUCGGCCUGAUGAACAUCGACGAGCAGCUCCCGGUCCUGGAGUACCCGCAACCCGGCCUGGACAUCAUCAAGGAACUGACGUCACCCCGCCUCAUCAAAAGCCACCUCCCCUACCGCUUCCUGCCCUCUGACCUCCACAACGGUGACUCCAAGGUAAUGCCCUGCCCCUCCUGCUGGCCUGUGCCCUCAUGGCCCCCGAGGACCCGGGGAGUGAGACCCUGGUGCCGGCGUCCACCCUGGCAGAUGACUCCCUGUCCUUUCUCCGCAGUGGGCUACGGCUCCUGGUUCGAGCACGUGCAGGAGUUCUGGGAGCACCGCACGGACUCCAACGUGCUCUUCCUCAAGUAUGAAGACAUGCACCGGGACCUGGUGACGAUGGUGGAGCAGCUGGCCAGGUUCCUGGGGGUGUCCUGUGACAAGGCCCAGCUGGAGUCGCUGAUCGAGCACUGCCACCAGCUGGUGGACCAGUGCUGCAACGCCGAGGCCCUGCCAGUGGGCCGGGGGCGCGUGGGGCUGUGGAAGGACAUCUUCACCGUGUCCAUGAACGAGAAGUUCGACCUGGUGUACAAGCAGAAGAUGGGGAAGUGCGACCUCACGUUUGACUUUUAUUUAUAAGCGCAGCCCCGGCAACAACCCUGCAUGCUCGCGGUCCCCAGACGCCACUAGCUACGGUCCCGUACACGCAUUCGUUACUCGCUGGACAAGCCCCGGCCGCGGUGUGGCCACGCUGGGGGGGGGGCGCGCAGGAGGUGGGAGGGGGCUGCCGCCCGGAGCAGCUGUCCCGCCUUCGGAUCUGAAGUCUGUCCGUGUCUGAUACAAACAUUGUCAGGGUCGCCGUUCCGUUCCAACGGUGGCACCGUGAACACAAAGCCUGUAACGUAUGCAGCCAGACGCCUGCCUCUUACAGCCCGCAUUCCUGCCUGCGUUUGAUAGAGCUUCCCGCUGGAGACCCGAACAAGUGUCAGUACACACCAAACCAAAGUUCACUCCCGAGGGCACUCGGGGGUGAGCCACACCGAACGGUAGACGGAUCUCAGGUUGCAGUUUAUUUUUGUAGUUUUCUCCUGUGAGGCAGCCAUUCAUGCUCACCUGGUCUGGGAGGAAGGUGAGGGCUCGAUGAGGUGGGGGCCGAGGGGAAGCUGUCCCAAUGGCGCGCAGUUCUCUGUCACCUGGAAAUGAGGCAGGAACUGCCCACCGGGGUUCUCAGAGGGGAUGCCCCUCGGCCAGAGACUCACUGGGCGGAGCCAGCGGGACACUGGGGGGAAGCCUGCCCCAGGCCGGCGAUGGGACAGUCCACCCGGAGACACUGGGAGUCCGAGUCCUUGUCACCGUCUUUCGUUCCCUGAAGCGGAAGCCUGCUGCUGGGGAAGCAGAUGCUCCGCAGGGAGUUCCUGGGGCUCCCUGUCCUGAGCCUUCAGGUGGUUCCGCCACCGGAGGCGCUCGGCCCUGAGAUGCCAUGUGGCAGGGUUAGCGCCUUGUUCUCAGCCCCAGUUGGCAGUCUCACCCUGUCCCUGUCCCCGCACCUCCGUGUCCCCGGGGGAAGAGAGGUGGAGUCUUUAUCCCCAUUCCUCCCCGUCUCUCCCCAUCACCUGGCCCACCUCUGGCUGGAGGAGCGGAGAGGCUGGGUGGCCUGUGGCUGGGAAGUGCCCUGAGAGGUGGCCGGGGCCGCUGCUGCAGGGGCUGUCCUGUGCUGCGUCCCUGAAAGGUGUUUUACUGUGAAGGCGAGCGGCUGGGACCGGCAGGUGGCGCGUGGCGGUGCGCGUGGGCUCGGCGGCCCCUUUUCCGCGCAUCCGUGAGGGAGGCUGCUGUCUGUGAAGUUUCUUUUCUAUUUUUCUAUUUCAGUGCUGUAUGGACAUGAGACUCCUGUGCUUGCUUGCAUCUUUAAUAAAGACACGUCCCAGGC
This is a messenger RNA of Myotis brandtii (Brandt's bat), 2112 nucleotides long. RefSeq names its product sulfotransferase family 4A, member 1 (gene SULT4A1). Gene Ontology annotation, biological process: sulfation. The coding region runs from base 39 to 824 and encodes 261 amino acids. The record is from RefSeq and is a predicted model, not a curated record. Gene Ontology annotation, molecular function: sulfotransferase activity. Gene Ontology annotation, cellular component: cytoplasm. The transcript is spliced from 6 exons. Lineage: Eukaryota; Metazoa; Chordata; Mammalia; Chiroptera; Vespertilionidae.